Spirodela intermedia is the source of this 4424-nucleotide messenger RNA. NCBI's taxonomy places the organism in Eukaryota, Viridiplantae, Streptophyta, Magnoliopsida, Alismatales, Araceae. The record is from the annotation of a GenBank genome assembly.
AUGGCGGUCAUCACGGAGAUGCAGGAGGAGGCUGUCCAGCAACGUGCGACGACUCCCACUGGCCGUGAAGCGGCCGCCGAUGCGCAGUCCAUCGCCCGGGUAGAUGAGGUCCUGAAGCCGAUACUAUCGUGCAGGGGCUCCAGCGGCCUUCUGGAGAUCGUCGUGGACUUUCUCCGCCGGCAAUCUGAUGCUUUCAAGUCCGAGUCUGCCUACAGAGAGCUAGUGGCGGUGCUCUCGGCUGCCAAGGAGAAUGAGGAUUCUGCCUCUCUAUCCGCUGCCAAGGAAAAGGAGGAGCGUGCCAAGGUCACCUCCGUCCCAGCUUCAGCGCCGGUGCCAGUGGAGGCUUCCUCAUCUGCUAAGAAAGAUACCAUGGUGGGGGAGGGGAAGCGAGAAGGUAAAGCCACGGAGGAUCAGGUGGCCGACGCCAAUACUACGAAUCUUCGAGGUAUCUAGAUUCUGGGAUCUAUUAACAUAGGAUUUACCGCCCCAUAUUCGUAUCUCGAUCUAUUUCUUCUUUUUCUCAUCGAUUCGGCUAACUUAGCACGUAGGGUUCAUGCAUUCAUCUUCUUGUUCUCUCUCUUUCUAGAUAUCUAUAUAUAUGUAUGUGUAUAUAUAUACAUAUUUGGUCUUAGGAUUAUACACGCAUUGCAUCUGCCAGUACGGACUGGUUAAACUUAGAUUAUUGGUCUGGAAUAUCUCUGACUAAUUGUAGAGAGUAUUGCGAUCAAGUUGUGUCUCAUUUUCGUCAAGUUGGUCAACACCAACCUUAUUUAGAAAAAAAAAGGCGUUCAUUUCUUUGAGUUAAUGUUGAAUGGUCUGCCACAUUCAGAUACGUUUGUUGUCAUGUGAGGAAGGAACUCUAACAUGAGGAACAGGGUUUAUCCGACAUUGCAUUUGAGACUCUAGCAACGGCAGAUUGCUCUGAAAAUUUAGCUGAACACCCCAAAAAGGUUCUAGCAUGGAUAGAUACUGUCGUUGAGGCCACCACAAGCACCACCGUAGCCUCCAUCACUUUUUGUAUGAAACCAUCACAAUCAUUUUCAAUAUCUUCUUUCCACGCCGAGUAGCAUGAAAAUUACCCCUUUUGAGUAGUGUGCUACAUCUUUAACCGUGUUUAAUUUGCAGUCGUCCUCCGUUAUCCCUCUUUAACUUAUCUUUCUGCAUUAAGUGGAUCUCAUUUCCUUUAUGUGGUACAUAAUCUAUUCGUUUGAGGACGCAUGAGUUGUUAUGUUGGUCAAUUAUUCCCGUGGAAUGGGCUGUGGUAUUUAUUUUCUGCGAUGUGGGGUGAGAUCCUAGACAUAUGUUCUGGUAUUAUUUGCCCCUACUUAGACCAUGCACCGUUUUUGUUCAUACCCAAUGUCGUCGUGUUGUCAUUCUUCAUGAUGAACUGCCACCGUUACAAUUUUAAAUCUGUCUUCCAUUAUGCGAUUAGGCUAUAGAUACACGUCGAUUAUGCGAUUAAGCUCUAUAAACAGUACGGAAUUUUGAUGGUUUCCCAGAAAUAUUCAAAAAUCAAAGAAUGGAAGAAACAUGACAUCCCAGAAAAUUUCCAUGACAAUUUUUAUUUCGAUGUAGGUGCUGAAAUUUUGAAUUGCUAUUGUAUUUUCCUGUUAGGUUUUAUUUCAGGGUACCUUUGACAAGGUGAUUAUCUAUUAUUUGGAGUGCAGAUCUCCGCAAUUAAAUAUCUUACGAACUUUCAUGUGUUGCCUGGAAAGUGUCAGUCGCGAGUUGUGACAUGUGAUCAGAGGUUCCACGUUGUUUCAUGUGAUGGAUGGAAAAAAUAGGCUUAAUGAUCGUCUGUACAUAUUAUAGAGCGCUAGAACGCUGAUUUUUUUUUAUCUUUACUUAGGCUCUUCACCUGUUGAAGGGAUGAUAAUUUGGAAGUUUUAAAGAAUUGGUGCUUUUCGAAAGGCUUAACGGAAAUCCUCAGAUAAUGGACUUCUGUUCAGAAGUAUCUUCCUUUGAAAAGAUGUUAAAAUGAUUACUGGGCUGAUAGAAUUAUGUGAUGUCAUUUAAUUUCUAGAUUCUGCAUUAAUGAAGCAUCAAUCUCAUUUUAAACUGUUGAAAUUUAAAAUUAGCAUUCACUACACUGGAUUGUCUAUCUCAAAUUUUUCUUUCAUAGAAUACGUCUUCUGAGUGGCUAUUCGCUUAUAUUCUUAGAUUAAUUGCUUGCUAUUUCAUUUGUUUUUAGGCAUGCAGCAACGUAUGCAUUCACUUACGAUCUUCAUUGCUUAUUGAACAAAAUAAAUAAAUUGUCACUGAUAAUUUUUAACUUUCUCUGGAAAAAAAGGUCUAGCUAGAUCAGCAACACAGUUGGUUUUAUGUGCAUGGAUAACUAAAUGGUGACUGUGUUGCUGAUGCUCUUUUGUCAUGAACUGAGAGUUUUAUAGCUUACGUUUCAUUGAAUUAUACAGUUAAGGCUGUCAAUGUAAAAAUGUCUAUAGAUACUAUGCAACUUUUGUGGUUUUAAUGUAGUUGUAAUCGGCAAGCCUUUUUCAAAGUUUUCGAUAUUAUUACUUAUGAUUAUGCUAAUAUAUUUAUCCUUGCGACAGGAAUUGUGUUUGGUCCAUUAAUGUGGUGACAUGAAUUGUAACGGAAAUGAGAAUAAUAUCAUGCUUUAUGUUGUAAAAAUUCGUGUUCAUUGUCGGAUUUGUGGUGAUGCUUAAGAUAUGCCAUCAAACUAGUUCAUCACUUGGAUUUUCUGUCCUUUUUAUAGCCCCAAAUGCUGGGAAUGGUCUGGAUUUGGAGAAGUAUUCGUGGACUCAAACUCUGCAAGAGGUCACUGUCAAUAUACCAGUUCCUGUGGGAACUAAGUCGAGAUUCGUGGUGUACGAAAUCAAGAAGAACCAUCUGAAGGUUGGGCUAAAAGGGCAACCGCCAAUCAUUGACGUAAGUUGCUUCAAUUCCUUGUUGCAUGUUUGCCCGUCAGUUAUAUAUCAUCUCCAUGGCUCAACUGCAAAUUAUUUACGCAACUGGGUUAUCUGCGUUGUUACGAUUUAUAGGGUGUUCUCCACAAGGCAGUGAAACCAGAUGACUGCUUUUGGAGUAUCGGUAUGCAGCAAGUUGUUUUCUUUUCUUUGCCCAGUUUGCGCAAGUUGUUAUCUGCAUCGUUGACUUUGUCUGGUAAUUAUAUUUGAAUGUCUAGUUGAAUGUGUGUGCAGAGGAUGGAAAAGCCAUCUCCGUGCUCCUGACCAAGCAGAAUCAAAUGGAAUGGUGGAAGAGUGUUGUUGUGGGUGACCCAGAAGUUGAUACACAGAAAGUAGAGCCUGAAUCCAGCAAGCUCUCGGAUUUGGAUCCUGAAACUCGGCAAACUGUCGAAAAAAUGAUGGUAAUUUAUUUUUGCUCUCUUUAUUUGUUCUGUAAAUUUCAUCAAUCGUAAUUAUAGCGGUGCUUCUUUCGUCUACUUCUCUUUCUCACCUUCAUUAAGGCUAAACCUAGAUAUGAAAAGGAUUAAUAAAAUGUUUUCUGCCUUGUCUUUUUUAUACAAAUGUUUGAAAUAAUUCGGUGACCAUUUAUUUAUGAAAAAGGAUUAAUUUUUUCUCUUUUUUUUUAGUUCUUUUGCACAUGGUGGAUAUGAGAAGAAUUACCUUUCUGGAUCAAUCUAGAGUAGUUUAUGAAUGUGCAUGUGGAUCCAUGCUCCUGCCAUCCCCUUGAAAUAAGGAGAGCAUUUGAAAUGCGCAUAUAUUUUCUUUCUAUUUCGAGUAUUGUGCUGAUAUUUAUACGACACAUCUCACAUAAACUAGGCCUUGAAAAUAUCCAUUCAUCACUCAACUGUCUUCAUAAGAAAGGGCAAAUUCUCCCUUCUAGCUUUGUUGAAGAUCCCACUUUAGAUCAUUACGAUUACGCGGGCCUCUCUCAGCCUCUUCCAGUGGUGCUUAUUUGCCUUGACUUCUUCUCUCUCUCUCUCUCUCUCUCUCUCUCUCUCUCUCUCUCGCGGUGAGACACGCCAGGGGGAGUCCCCAGGAGGGAAACUUUUCAGUAGUAGAUAGAUGGGCAUUAACUUUAUCUGAGCAUAAAUUACUACAUUAAUGUGGCAUUUAUUUAUCGUGGCCGAGAUAAUAUAGGAUAUGAACCCAGAUGUCUGACUUUAGCUGUUGACUCGUAUCAGAUGAAAGAUGGAUAGAUCGUACUGGUAAAAUUGCUCUGAAAUGCACAGCAUUGUGGCCUUCAUGCGGGAGAAUUUCUGACCGGUCCCUCCCUCUUCUGUGUUUCCUGCAGUUCGAUCAGAGGCAGAAGUCCCUGGGCCUCCCUACGUCCGACGAGGCCCAGAAGCAAGAGAUCCUCAAGAAAUUCAUGGCCGAGGUACCCUCCCCCCCUUCCUUUUCCUCCACCUCUCCCUCGCCUUACCUAUCGUAGUCGAAUGACGUGGCCACCUCUGAUUGCAGCACCCCGAGAUGGACUUUUCCCGGGCGAAGAUCGCAUGA